AUGUUCCGGACUCUUCUGCCCCGGGCCACGCCGCGGGCUGCCCUCCGCACGGCUCGUCCUACCCCCUCCAACUUCGUCGCUGCCCCUACUCUCGCUUUCCUCGGACGCUCGAAACGUGGCUACGCCUCUGAGUCGGGUGAGCACGAUGUUGUUAUCAUCGGUGGUGGUGUCGCUGGUUACGUUGCUGCCAUCAAGGCUGGCCAGGAAGGCCUGAAGACUGCCUGUAUCGAGAAGCGUGGCCGUCUCGGAGGCACCUGCUUGAACGUCGGCUGUAUUCCCUCGAAAUCUCUGCUCAACAACUCGCAUCUCUACCACCAGGUCCUCCACGACACGAAAAAGCGCGGUAUCGAGGUCGGUGAUGUCAAGUUGAACCUCGAGCAGAUGAUGAAGGCCAAGGACUCCUCCGUCGACGGCCUCACCAAGGGUAUCGAGUACCUGCUCAAGAAGAACAACGUCGACUACGUCAAGGGUACCGGUGCGCUGGUCGACUCCAACACCGUCAAGGUCAACCUGCUCGAGGGUGGUGAGCAGACCCUCCGCGGAAAGAACAUCCUCAUCGCCACCGGCAGUGAGGCCACUCCUUUCCCCGGCCUGAACAUCGACGAGAAGCGCAUCAUCACCAGCACCGGCGCUCUCGCCCUGCAGGAGGUCCCCAAGAAGAUGGUCGUCAUCGGUGGUGGUAUCAUCGGUCUGGAGAUGGCUUCCGUCUGGUCUCGUCUCGGAUCCGAAGUCACCGUCGUCGAAUUCCUCGGCCAGAUCGGUGGUCCCGGUAUGGAUGCCGACAUCGCCAAGCAGGCCCAGAAGAUCCUCGGCAAGCAGGGCAUCAAGUUCAAGACCGGCACCAAGGUCACCAAGGGUGACGACAGCGGCGCCACCGUCCAGCUCAACGUUGAGUCCGCCAAGGGCGGCAAGGAGGAGACCCUCGACGCCGACGUCGUCCUGGUCGCCAUCGGUCGCCGUCCCUUCACCGAGGGUCUGGGCCUGGAGAACGUUGGAAUCGAGAAGGACGACCGGGGCCGCCUCGUCGUCGACCAGGAGUACCGCACCAAGGUCUCCAACAUCCGCGUGAUCGGAGACUGCACCUUCGGACCCAUGCUGGCCCACAAGGCCGAGGAGGAGGCCGUUGCCGCCGUCGAGUACAUCAAGAAGGGCUACGGCCACGUCAACUACGCCGCCAUCCCCAGCGUCAUGUACACCCACCCCGAGGUCGCCUGGGUUGGCCAGAACGAGGCCGAGGUCAAGGCCGCCGGCGUCAAGUACCGCGUCGGUACCUUCCCCUUCAGCGCCAACUCCCGUGCUAAGACCAACCUCGACACCGAGGGUCAGGUCAAGUUCAUCGCCGACGCCGAGACCGACCGCAUUCUCGGAGUGCACAUCAUCGGCCCCAACGCCGGUGAGAUGAUCGCCGAGGCCACCCUGGCCGUUGAGUACGGUGCUUCCUGCGAGGACGUCGCCCGGACGUGCCACGCCCACCCUACUCUGUCCGAGGCCUUCAAGGAGGCCGCCAUGGCCACCUACUCCAAGGCCAUCCACUUCUAA
Molecule: messenger RNA, 1539 nt
Organism: Aspergillus steynii IBT 23096
Lineage: Eukaryota; Fungi; Ascomycota; Eurotiomycetes; Eurotiales; Aspergillaceae
Product: dihydrolipoyl dehydrogenase
Exons: 4
Coding region: 1-1539 (512 amino acids)
Cellular component (GO): oxoglutarate dehydrogenase complex; mitochondrion
Molecular function (GO): flavin adenine dinucleotide binding; dihydrolipoyl dehydrogenase (NADH) activity
Source: RefSeq, a predicted model, not a curated record